CGGAUCGCUUUACGUUACCAACUUUUUCACUAUUUUCUUCGUUCUUACAUGUCGUGUGAUAUUUUGAUUGAAAGUGAGUGAUUCAGUGAUUAAUGAGGAUGAGAUACGUGCAAUUUUGUUUGGUAUUGAUAUUCAAGAAUCUGGGCGCUGCCGUAUAUUUCUGUUUUGGAGUAAGCGGGUGGGCGCGCGCGCGCUGGCGGCGGCGGUGGCGCGGCGCGCGCGACGACAAGCGAUCGCCGACACCGACUCGGACGCCGACGCCGACUCGAAGCGCACCGGCGAGCGCCGCGCUCAGUGCCGCCGCGCCGCGCCGCCGCACCGCUCGCAUCAUGCUAAACAUGAAGCUGAAAGAGCGGCUUGCGCUCGCGAUCAGCGCGCUCCUCGUACUCUUCACGCUUAUGCUCGUGGUUGACAUCCAGAUGGACUAUGGUAUCUCUGGACACAGAGUACCACUGCACGGACGAGUCAGGAUAGGGGACGAUCAGGAUAAAGGAAGAUCCGCAUAUAUAGAGUUCAGAAAACGAUUCCUUCAAAAAAGUAAUGGAAGCAAUGGGUCUCGAGAGUUUGAACAGUCAGCGCCGAGUGAGACUAGCGGCGGCGGUGAGGCUGAACCUCGAACUCCAGCGCCUCCAGUCGACCACUACGAAGACCUGGUGAAGAUUAUCAAUUCCCAACUCACGGGUAACAAUGAAGACCAUCCUGUGGUAGUGCCCCCACAUCAUGACCUAAAUGUUCUUAGACCAGAAAACCCAACUAUAGGCGAAAUGGAGGAUCUUGAACCAAGUGUGAACGCGUCCAACUUGGAGAAGUUCCAGCUGCGGAUAGCGCAGCACGAGCUGUACGAGGACGGGGAGCCGCUCGUCGACGCCGUGCUCAAGGACAUGGCCACGCUGCCCAUACUGCACGCAGAACAAAAAGAAGGUGGAACACAACUGAAGUUGAUUAUAGACUAUCCAAACGGCAUACAAGCACUGUUUAAACCAAUGAGGUUCGCUCGAGACGUCCAAACUCUACCGAAUCAUUUCUAUUUUUCUGAUUACGAGCGACAUAACGCGGAGAUUGCGGCCUUCCAUUUGGACAGGAUAUUAGGGUUCCGUCGCGCAAUGCCAGUCAUAGGUCGAGUUCUAAACAUGACGACGGAGAUCUAUGACGUCACCGAGGGCGACAUCUUGCGGACAUUCUUCGUGUCACCAGCAAACAACUUCUGCUUCCAUGGCAAGUGCUCGUAUUACUGCGAUACGGGGCACGCGAUUUGCGGCAACCCUGACAUGUUAGAGGGGAGUUUCGCUGCCUUCUUACCGUCUCCAGACUUAGCUGAACGAAAGGUAUGGAGACAUCCAUGGAGAAGAUCAUACCACAAGAGACGAAAAGCUCAAUGGGAACUACAGUCUGAUUACUGUGAUACAGUCCGCAGUACGCCGCCCUACGACUCGGGUCGACGUUUACUUGAUCUGAUGGACAUGUCAAUCUUUGAUUUCUUGACCGGCAACAUGGACAGACAUCACUACGAAACGUUCAAGAUGUUCGGUAAUGACACAUUCACGUUGCACCUGGACCAGGGAAGAGCUUUCGGGAAGGCGUUUCAUGACGAGCUCAGCAUCCUGGCGCCGCUGCUGCAAUGCUGCAUCGUACGGCACACCACGCUCGCCGCGCUACUCAAGUUUCACAAUGGGGAUCCACUUUCGAAAGUUCUCCGUGAGUCGAUGAACGCAGACCCCGUCUCUCCAAUUCUAUGGGAGCCGCACCUCGCGGCUGUUGACAGGAGAAUCGGGCUAAUAUUAGAUGCAAUUAGAAAAUGUAUCGAAAAAGCCGAGAAUCCUUUACAGGAUGAAGUGAACGAUUUUGUAUGACCAGUGCCACUAGUGUUUCAGACUAUGUGCGAUGAAACUAUUAGAAAAUCUCACUGAAAGUGAUUAUAAAAAUGUGAUAAGUGGUACUACUGUGGUAUUUAAAGGUCAGUGAUAAUUAUUGUGAAGGACUAACUAGUCGGACUCUCCUGUAUUGUGACUUAAGACAAUCCUAGUAUGUAAGUGAAUUUGUAAUCAAUGCAAAUAUUAACUUAUAGUCUUUGGUCCUAAAAGACUACCUUGUUAGCGUUAAAAUUUUAGUGCCAAAGAUUGUCCAAAUGAUUACGUGAGAUGUUCAGCAUAAUUUUAUUACCAUUCCAUUUGAAGCGUUUUUUUAAAUAAGCCAUUUUAAUCAUGCCAAAUAUAGAGAAAGAAAUUUAUAUUUACGAUACUUUUUUGUACAAAUUGACAAUUUCUAAAUUGAAUUAGGUUUAAUCAGUAUUGGAGGACUGAGAAUUAGGAUAUGGCCUAUUUUUAUUAUACAUAAAUAAGUCUGAUGAGGCGUACGUACGAGUAUAGGAAGUGCAAACACAUCUGUACAUAAUUUUAGUGAAAUGCAAUUACUUUAAGAUCUUAUUUUAAGUUAUAAAUCAUUUUAAAUUCUCACAUAAUUAUAGGCACAUUUUAUCAGCUGUUAGUACAAUGUAAUAAACAACUGUAACAAAUUUAUGGUUGUGAACCAAUUUUGAAAUCAGAUUACUAAAAUUAUUCAAAAUUGUUCAUAUUUUUUUUAAUUAAUUGAUUCUAAAAGCGUUUAUCAUUUUUUUACAUGUUGCCAUUUUACUGAUAAAAUGCGUCUAUAACUUUGUAUUUGUUAUGUUUAUUUUUUGUUGUGAAGUCCAUUACCAUUGUAGCUCAAAGCUCAAGAAUACACAUAUCAUGUCAAGCAGUUUAUAUUUGUAUAUCUCUUGAGGCAAUUUUGCCUUCCUACCUUUAUUUUUAGGAUUUUGUCACUCGUUGGUUUUGAACGUGCUAAUAUUUUGCUUGUUGUUUUGAUUUUUGUUUUUUUUUUCAACUAAACUUUAUUGCACCUUCUGUAUCUAUAGGGUGAUCUCAAAAUUGAAUUUAGUGGUCUCUUUAAAAAAACUUGAGACACUAAUCAGUGUAUUCGUGUAGUUAUUUACUAUUUGUUUUUUGCGAUAACUGACGUAGGUUUGUAGUUUAAGUUAAGCCUGUUACUCAUCCUCAUUAUUAACUGAACAGUUACAACUUACGCGUGUAGACCAAAUUUAAACUGUCAGUUAAACUGUAUAGUUCUCAGUUUUGUCUACACACGUAAGUUACAACUGUACAGUUUGAUUGUUCAGUUAAAACUGUGCAGUUAAUACUGAAGGUGAGAUACGGGUUUUAUAAGAAAUUAAGUAUUUAUUCUUUAAUUAUUCGUAGGUGUGAUUGGCUUUCCUAUUACUGAUAGCGAAUUUAUAUUGAGCAUGUCGAGUUAUACGAGGCUUUAUUAUAGGCAUGGGUUUUGACUUCAGAAAAACAUGUACAAAAUAUGUUUAUACCAAUGUUUCGAGAGUUGUAGCCCAUUGUCAAAUUGUAAAAGAACGGCUUGCCAAAGAUGUACCUUCAUAAAUAACAGUGUACGUUUAAAAAUGUUGUAUAGCAUUAUAUGGACCGAGUUGAUUGUUAAUAAAUUUUCAAUAACCAAA
Papilio xuthus (Asian swallowtail) is the source of this 3499-nucleotide messenger RNA. Its product is annotated as extracellular serine/threonine protein CG31145. Lineage: Eukaryota; Metazoa; Arthropoda; Insecta; Lepidoptera; Papilionidae. The record is from RefSeq and is a predicted model, not a curated record. The transcript is spliced from 12 exons. Gene Ontology annotation, molecular function: protein serine/threonine kinase activity. Bases 93 to 1850 code for a protein of 585 amino acids. Gene Ontology annotation, biological process: protein phosphorylation. Gene Ontology annotation, cellular component: Golgi apparatus.